CAACUAAACAUCCCUCCACCACCCCCAACUUCUCUUCAUUAUUUCAUCUUCAAUCAAUCUAUAUAUUUUACAUUAUAUUUUUUGGAUUUUGGAUGUGGGUAAUUUAUAAGCAAUGGCAAUCAUUGCCGCCAUUAUUCUUCCUAUUGGUCUUCUCUUCCUUUUAUCCGGCCUCAUUAUCAACUUUAUUCAGAUGCUUUUACUUUCAGGCACUUCUCUUCAUUCUAGUUAGACCCUUAUCAAAAAUCAUAUACAGAAGGAUAAACAAAGAAGUCACAGAAUUGUUAUGGUUGGAAAUCAUAUGGCUCUUCGACUGGUGGGCAAAUGUUAAGGUUGAGCUAUACACAGAUCAAGAAACGUACAGGUUAAUGGGAAAAGAGCCAGCUCUAGUAAUCUCCAACCAUAGAAGUGACAUUGACUGGCUUGUUGGAUGGGUUCUAGCUCAGCGAGUAGGUUGCCUCGGUAGCCCAGUUGCUUUGGCAAAGAAAUCCCUAUCAUAUCUUCUAGUUUUAGGAUGGUCAAUGUGGUUUGCUGGUUAUAUCAGUCUUGAGAGAAGCUGGGCCAAGGAUGAACACACCUUGAAGUCAGGAUUCCGAGAGCUAAAUGAUUUCCAUCAACCUUUUUGGUUGGCUGUUUUUGUAGAAGGAACUCGUUUUACGCACGCUAAGCUUUUAUUAGCUCAAGAAUAUGCUGUUUCUGCAGGAAUACCUAUCCCAAGGAAUGUUUUGAUUCCUCGAACCAAGGGUUUUGUUGCAUCAUUAAACCAUUUGCGUUCCUUUGUUCCAGCAAUUUAUAAUGUAACAUUUGCAAUUCCUAAAGAUAAGCCUUGACCGACAUUGCUAUGAAUGCUUAGAGGAUGUUCUUCAGUGGUCCAUGUGCGUAUUGAACGCCGUUUGAUGAAGGAAUUACCAGAAGAUGAGAGUGGUAUUGCGCAAUAGUGCAGAGAUGUUUUUGUUGUAAAGGAUGCUUUAUUGGACCGGCAUCUUGCUACGGGUACAUUUGGUGACCAAGAAUGCCAAGAUAUUGGAAGACCAAAAAAAUCCUUAAUGGUUGUUAUCUGUUGGUCAUUUUCCUUCAGUGCUAUAAAAUUUUUCGAGUGUUGUCCAUUCUCUUAGGGAGGAGUUGUAUUUUGUGCAGUUUUCUUGGUUUUGGUCCUAGUGUUGAUGCAGAUUCUCAUUGUCUUCUCCAAGUCAGAAAAACCUUCCACUCAUAUAGUACCUCCUCCAAAUACAUUGGGGGAAAACCUACUUCCUGCAUGAUGAUAUGAUGUAAAUUAAGUUCAACUGGUUUAUAUAUAGGGGUAAUUUGAGUAUCCAAAUUAGAGGAGAAAACUAAGAAGGGCUGGUUUUACAAGAGAUUUUUGAAGAUCAAGAUCCAUUGAUACUUGGGUGGCUCAAACUUUCUCAUUUGUUUUCCUUUUGAUUCGAUUUGUUAUUCAUGGUUUGCCUUUUAUGAAACUAUCAGCAAUAUGUUUAGGUUAAUCUGUAGCAGUUUACAAAUUAUCCAAAUGUAUCUUAAGAGUUUGUUCCAUUGUAUGUGAAAAGUUGCUACAAUUGUUGUAUCAUUUGUUUGACACAAAAAAUAUUAGCUGGAGCGGGAAUACUAUUUUUAAUAUUAUAAAGUUUUACAUAUUUUCGUUAA
This is a messenger RNA of Capsicum annuum, 1638 nucleotides long. RefSeq names its product 1-acyl-sn-glycerol-3-phosphate acyltransferase PLS1. Gene Ontology annotation, cellular component: endomembrane system. The record is from RefSeq and is a predicted model, not a curated record. NCBI's taxonomy places the organism in Eukaryota, Viridiplantae, Streptophyta, Magnoliopsida, Solanales, Solanaceae. Gene Ontology annotation, molecular function: 1-acylglycerol-3-phosphate O-acyltransferase activity.